ACAGAGAUAUUCGCACCUGAACCCUUUCAUCCUAUGGCACUAGUUAGUGGACAAGUUCAAGGUAGAGAAAUCAUUCAAAAGUUUUAUCCAAAUGGAACUCCAUUUCUUAUAAUAUUUCCUGAUGGAACUGGAAAUGUUUUUUAUCCUUCUGGAAGAAUUGCUAUUUUAAUCACCAGUGUGACACUAGGACAGAAUACUUAUGUUGUUCUUGAUGAUAGUACAGAAUCACAGAUACUCGCAGUCUUUGAUGCAACUGGUUGUGGAACUUGCUAUUUCAUGGAUGGAAAAAUUAGGUUAAAUUAUGAUCAACAGGGGGGAAUUGAAUUAGAUUUUACUGGGUCAAGAAGAAGAUCUUGGAUCUGGAAGGAUCAUGAAACCCACGUCCAUGCUCCGCCUUUCCAGCCCAUUGUUUUUGGCAUGAACUACUUUCUAAGUGUCCGAGUGAUGUCACAGGAGAAUAUAGCCUUAUCCCUAACUGGAAAAAAAAAGAAGCUGUAGAUUUAAUGUAGACACCAAAUUAAAGAUGGUGAUGCCUGAGAAUUAUCUUGACAAGUUCAAUGAAUAUCAACUUUACAUAGAUGAGCAUAAACUCCACAUUCAAAGUUUAAUGAUCAAAGUCAACAAUUUAUUGAAGUUUCCCAAGUCUCCCAAACUGGACUCAAUGUUACCUCCUGUAUCUCUAACAUCUAAACAAUUCAAAGUCAAUCAGAAACGACAACAAUUGAAUUCCUUAUCUCCAAGAAAUAAAGAAAAGAGAAUAACAAAACAGCACAGAUUACCUCCCUUAGACCAGACCUCUGUCAUUGUAAAUUAACUAAGGACUGGAUGCUCCAAAAAUACAAUGUAGAGAAUCUUUUCUCUGGAGUCUGUGAGAACUCUAUUAAACAGUCUAAGUUUUCAAUAGCUGCUAAAGUUACAUAAGUUGAAAAUAGUCUCUUCUUGAAAAUGCAUCAUUUGGUCACUAUCUGACUAGUCUAAAACGAGACUAAACAUGUUAUUUUGUUACCAGUUUUAACUAAUGCUUUUGUAUUUAUUUUGAAAUAUAUUAACAUUUUGUUUCUAGUAAACUAUUUCAUAUAAAAAAAUAUAUAUAUUUUUGAAGAGCUACAUUGUAUAUAUUUUAAACUCAUGUUUUUCUUGUCUUAUUUACAUUAACAUUUUUUAUUUUAAAAAUUCA
Biomphalaria glabrata is the source of this 1177-nucleotide messenger RNA. Its product is annotated as glutamate-rich protein 6B-like. The record is from RefSeq and is a predicted model, not a curated record. The transcript is spliced from 6 exons. Bases 34 to 498 code for a protein of 154 amino acids. NCBI's taxonomy places the organism in Eukaryota, Metazoa, Mollusca, Gastropoda, Planorbidae.